UAAUUGUGGUGAAGCUGCUCUUUCCAUAGCUCCGAGGGACAGGCUCACAGAUGGCAGGGGAUGUCACUUACGCGGCCGUGGCAAUGCUGCCGAGGGAAAGGCCACACACUCCUUCAGGAACAUCAAACCCAGGAAGCACGAUCACAUACGCUGAGCUGCACGUGAAGAGACCCCAUGGAAACAGCAGAGCAGAGACUUCCGCUCCUGACUGUCGGCACAGGUGCUCAGCCUGGUUCUAUGUGGCACUGGUCCUGGCAGUCCUUGUGCUCAUCCUACUGGGAGUCGUGGCCAUACAGGCCAAGCAAUUUUUGAAGGGCAGAGCGGGAAAAUCAGAAAGUUUGCCCCAGUAUGGUCUGAACACCAGCAGUGACAUUUCUUCAGAGAGGACUGUCUCAGCAGCACUCCUGAAAUGGCUCAUGGAGGAGCUGUGUGAAAAUGGACAGGGGACAACAUGUGAGUUGUGUCCCGCCGGGUGGCAGCUGCACAGGAGCAGAUGUUACUUCUUCUCUGAGGAGGCCAGGAGCUGGGAGGACAGCCAGAAAAACUGCCUGGCCAGGAAAUCCCAGCUGCUUGUCAUUGAGGAUGAAAUUGAGAUGGAAUUUAUAGACAACAAAGACAAAGAUACCAAAUAUAUUUGGAUUGGCUUGGACACUGAAGACAUGGAGAAAACAUGGAGUUCAGUGGAAGAUCACACAGUAAAAAAAAAGAGGACAGCUCUAAGAAGCAUCGAGGCUGACAAGAACUGUGCUGUCUAUAGAAGGAAAAAUGUAAUCCAGGCAGAUAACUGCCAGACAUUAAAGGAGUGGAUCUGUAAGAAGAACGCAACCUUGCUGGUGCUCUGAGCUGCAUUUCCAGACAACAGGCAGAGCUUCUUGUCAGAAGACCCAUUUUACAGACAAACCUACUUGUGGUGUAAAUAGUUUUGAUCAGACUUGCAGGGAAAUUUGCACUUUGCUGGGCUCUCUAAGAAGUCAGAAGACAGCUCCUGUAACAGGGCUGUAAACUGGCACAUGAGGAUUUUGGGGAGCUGAGCCUUCACACAGACAGAUUUUGGCAGCAGCUGCCUCAGGAAAGGUCAGAGGAGAAGAGAUACUUGUGAGGAGGAGCCCUGUGCACGUGAACUGUGUGAUGUGCAGGAAUUAUGGCCCCUGUGGGGGAUGAAGAGUGUGCUGGGCCCACUGCUGUCACCCCUGCCCGCAGACAGCUGCUGAACUGAGGACUUCUUAGUUGGGUUUCAGGAUUUUAGUGUUUUCUGAAGUCUGUGGGUUUGUUUUCUUUUCCUUGGGGUCUAACUGUGACUCACAGAAGCCACUUCAGGGCUGGAAAAAAAAUGCAUUUAUUGGACAGUGUCUUAUUUAAAGCUGCUGCAGAGCUACUGGGUGUAGACAGGAGACCAGGCAUGGAAUGACUUGUAACAAUCGUGGUUAAUCUGCUGAUUGCUCCCAUCUUCUUCUGGUGCUGAGCCUUGGAACCU
This is a messenger RNA of Poecile atricapillus (Black-capped chickadee), 1474 nucleotides long. Its product is annotated as killer cell lectin-like receptor subfamily F member 1. The record is from RefSeq and is a predicted model, not a curated record. The transcript has 7 exons. NCBI's taxonomy places the organism in Eukaryota, Metazoa, Chordata, Aves, Passeriformes, Paridae. Bases 51 to 842 code for a protein of 263 amino acids.